UUCACGGUCUUAGAGCGAUCCUCUCAACGCGAAGCAAAAAUAACAAAUGGAGUGCUUGGGAUUCUCUAUAAGUUUGUCUAAGGGAGAUUAGAAAGUUUGGAUUGAAAAUUCGACGAAUUUUGGGCCUGAAAUUGUCGGUUGGAAAAAAGAAAGAAAGAGGAAAAGAAUGGGGGGCAGAGAGAAUAGAGGCGCGCGGCACCUCUGUGCACCGGCCAGCACGAUGAGCUGAGUCACGUCCAGUACGCCGGCGAGCUGAGGUGGCAGCCAUGUGUGGUGAAAAGCUUCAAAAAAGUACUGCUCCUGCCCUUGCUCUUAUCCAUUUUUUUUAUGUCACCAUUCUUUUCUUCUCCCGGCCAAGAGCAGAACACAGCUAGCGCCAGCUUCCUCUAAUUUUUUCUUUCUUGCACCGCAGCACCUGCUCUCUUUGCCCUCUCCUUCUUCCAGCGCAAGCUUGAGCCAUCCCUGUCUCCUUUUUCCUCCAGCGCAGGAAGCAAAGCAGCGCAGCAAACAGCACAGCAACAGAGCAGCUCCUAGCCUCCGGUCCGCUCGAUCCGCUGGCCUGCACCACCGCCUGCGCGCCUUGGCUCGCCGCCCCACAUGCACCAUAUCCACCAGCGCCUGGCCGCCCGUGCUUGCCCUGCUCCUGGCCUCCACUGCGUCUACGCGCCCAUCGCCGCCGCACCCCUUUCCUCCUUGUUCUGUUCUUCUCCCCACCGAGCAAACAAGCAAGCUGCAAGGAGUAACUUUCUCUCUCCCUCUCUCUCCAGUAGCUCAAGCACGCUGCCCCUUUUCUCCGUUUCCUGCUUCGCACGAACAAGCACCACCAGCUACGCACACCACCAUGCUGAGCUCCUGUCUAUUUCCUUUCUACGAAGCAAGAUAGAGCAACAGCUCCCAUUUUCCCCCCUCUUCUUUGCCUUCCACCCCGUCCACAACCUGUUCGAUAAAAUGCCGCUCAGAGGGUUCGCGCAAGAUGUUGUCUCUUAUGCUGCACUGGUUGAAGGACUAUGUGAGACAGGGAGGAUUGAUGAGGCACUGGAGUUGUUCAGGGAGAUGAAGCGGCCAAACAUGCACACAUACGUGGCCUUGGUGAGGGGGUUGUGUGAUGCUAGAAGAGGGAAGGAGGGGCUCUGUAUGCUGCAGAAGAUGAAGGAGCUAGGAUGGAGUCCAAGUACUCGUGCUUAUGCAGCACUGGUCGAUUUAUGGUGUAGGGAGCGGAUGGUUGAUGAGGCUGAGAAAAUGAUGGAAGGAGAUGGUUUAGCUGCUGAUCAGUAUACUUGCAAUGUGCUAGAAGAUGCUUUGGUUGCGGACGUUGAAGCUCCUGAAGUGGAAUUCGUGGAAUUCAGCUAAGGAUGGGCAGCGUCCGCGAAAUGUUGAAGUGCCUCUUUUACUAAAUGGGUUUUCCGAAGAACUAACAUUUGUUGAUCCCAGAAGCACCGCAGGAGCCCGCAGAGGAGGAAGCCCCGGAAAACUAGGGUAUUGUUAUGAGUCUCGCAAUACCCUCAGAAGGAAAAACUCUUAUGUGCAUCUCUCAUCUGGACCAGUUUAUGUUUAAAACUCCUAGAAUCCCUCUA
Messenger RNA from Setaria italica (foxtail millet), 1574 nucleotides. Its product is annotated as pentatricopeptide repeat-containing protein At1g62680, mitochondrial-like. NCBI's taxonomy places the organism in Eukaryota, Viridiplantae, Streptophyta, Magnoliopsida, Poales, Poaceae. Gene Ontology annotation, molecular function: protein binding. The transcript has 3 exons. The record is from RefSeq and is a predicted model, not a curated record. The coding region runs from base 598 to 1350 and encodes 250 amino acids.